GAGUACCUCGAGGGAGAGGAAGACGUGGAGACCGGUAUGCCUGCUCGCCUGACAGCUGCGGAGUCUUCCAUUGGGGAGAGGCCGGCCGGAGAGAAGCCUCUUGCUGCGAAGGCAAAGGCGGCCGCACGAGUUCCAGGGGACGUCUACUUACUGUCAAGGCAACUGCAGAAAGUGACCAGCUACGACGGCCUCGAUUCCCACAUUGGUGCAAUUUUGGAGUUCUUUGCCAUUUGCUGCCGGAAGUGA
Molecule: messenger RNA, 246 nt
Organism: Symbiodinium necroappetens
Lineage: Eukaryota; Dinophyceae; Suessiales; Symbiodiniaceae
Source: the annotation of a GenBank genome assembly